This is a messenger RNA of Microcebus murinus (gray mouse lemur), 5099 nucleotides long. The record is from RefSeq and is a predicted model, not a curated record. NCBI's taxonomy places the organism in Eukaryota, Metazoa, Chordata, Mammalia, Primates, Cheirogaleidae.
UUUGCAGCUAACUGAAGGGUUUGCACACGCAGAACCGUCUUUAAUUAUUUUUAGAAAACGAAAAAGCAUUUUGGCUGUGCAACACUGGAAAAUAAUCAAAGAAAAAAAUCUAAAUCUAUGCUGCUUUUAAACGGAUCCCUAGUUGAAGUGUGGGUUGACCGCUGUCCCAGAAAUCAGUGCCACAAUGAGUUAGGAUGAUGGUGGCUGCUGUUUGGCUUGGUGUUCCUUCAACUCUGUACCAACUCCCUUGGCAAAACACACCACAGGCAAUUACAUGGAACUAGCAAGAUGAAUAAAAAUAAACUGAUUCAUGAUUUCCUGGAAGUAGUUUCAAGAGGUGAUGUGGAACUCAUCUGUGACCACAUUGCAGAAGUCCAUUCCAUCCUCGGAAACCUUGACUUUCAGCACCCUAAGACGGGAAAUACACCUCUUAUUACUGCAGCAGAAGAAAAUCUCACAGAGGUUGUUGGAUUUCUUCUGGAAAAGGGGGUGGACAUCACCCUCUGCAAUUACAGCCAUCAAACCGCAGUGCAUGUAGCUAACUGCGACAUCCAAAGACAACUCUUGGCAAUUAACGGAAUCCAGGCUCCCCAGAUGCAACUUCUGCAAAGUUCGUGGCAAGGUGACCUCGAACAACUUCAACACUUACUGGCAUCUGAAGAGUUUCUGGAUAUAAAUUUCCCAAACCAACAUGGCUUGACCCCUCUGAUGCUGGCUGUGAGAGAUGUGGACCUAUUUGAGAGGCUUGACAUGUUAACAGUUUACAGACCUGUGGAAGUUCUGUCUGAGCUCCUGAGGCACCGCGCUGAUCCUAAACUCUGUGAUUUUAGUGGAAAAUCAGCAAUACAUUAUGUGUCACAGAUAGAGAGUUUGAGGAAACAGCAGUUAUUGGACAUCCUAAUGAGUUCUAUCCCCAAACCAGAAAGGCACGAUGAAUCAUUGCUCGACAUUUGUCAUGAUACAAACUCUUCUCCAACUGAUACGAUGACAGUUACCAAAAAUCAAAACAUACUCUUGCAAAGCAUCAGCAGCAGUGAGGAGGAGUUCGACCAAGAUGAUGACUGCGGUCAUUCCAUACCGGUUAGUGACGAAGGCGAUCCCGGUGGUGGCAGACAGCCCUGGCAACCCAGGACAGAAGGUGUUGAGAUCAUUGUGACUUUUCCAAAAGACAUCAGUCACCCCGAAGAAAUGAGCCAAGAAGAUUUAAAAGAAAACAAUCAGACAGCCCCGGUGUGUCAAGAAUGGGCAGCGGCACGUUCGGUUUCUCUUCCAUACGACAUUGAGAUUGUGGACCUCAAGACAAAGGCGCUGACCACACGGCCUUUACUUCUGAAGAAAGAAGAAAGUUCCAGGGAGCUCCUUGACAUGAACUUGGGCUGUUUGCUGCCAAGACCUUGUUUAGAACCAAAUCUCUCCAAGUCUGUAACCAGAGAAGAUGCUCCUCAUUUUCUGAAGGGGCAGCAAAGAAAAUCUGAAGAGUUUCCUACUUCUGAUAUGAAGUGCAGUAGCCGAAGAAAUGAGUUCCCUCUGCCACCAUUGUCACUGUUGCCCAUGCGAUCUGGUUUCCUCACCAUCCCCCCAAAUCACAAGGUUCCAAAAGAGAGAGAAGGAAAUAUUUCAAGCCUCACAUCCUUCAGGCCUAAGCUCUUAGAACCUGUCAGUCAAUCGGAUCAGUUUAGUCCAUCCAAUAGGCGGCAGGAGGCCCCCUUCAAGGUGCUGAUGGAUCCGAAUCUCAGGUCUUCUGAUAGCUCCCUUUGGUCAAGAAACAUGUGCUCUUUUCGGAAGGCUAACGAUUACAGACUCCCCCUGGAGAUGGAGGAGAACUGGAAUUCCAAGGGAAUAGAAGAACAUGAGAAGACUGAAAUCUCUCCCUUUGAAAAGGGGCAAUCUUUGGUGUCUUUUAAGAAUUUUAAGGAUGGCACGAUUCCUGCAGAUGGGGAAGAGGAUAUUGACGGCCAUGGUAGUAAAAUGAGAAAAGCAGCAGAAGAGAACUCUCAAUAUCUUUCACCAAGAGAGAAAGAGAGUUCAGUAGCCAGAAACCAUGAACAAGAUCCAGAAAUUGUAUGUACCUUUCCAAGCAAGCUCCAAGAAGCCCAGUAUUCAGAAAUAACUCCAAGCCAGGAUGAAGACAUGAGAAAUAAUAAAGCUGAUUCAAAAAGCACUUCAUUACGCAAGGGGGACGCAAUUGAACCAAACAAUAUUUUAGAAGAAUUUUUUGUUCUUAAAAGCUUGUCCGAUGUAGUCUUUCACGACCCCACUGAAAAGCUCCCAGAAGGUCAGAGCACCGUGGAGACAAACAUAAAAAUAUCAAUAGCAGAAGCGGCCAAACCAGAAAUGAAUGGGCUGAUGUCUCUUAUCCACGUUACUUUCCCUGCAGAUGGAACCCCCAAGGAACCAGCUAUAGCCAAACCAAGCCUCCGAAAGAGAAAGGGAACGGUGCAUAACAGCUCUAGUGUCAACAUACUUGUGCACCAAGAACAGGACAAGCCUAAGGUGAAUGCCCAUAGAAAUAAGUUGGAUUCAAAGACCAAGACAAGUAACAAGACACCUCAGAAUGUCGUGAUUUCUACUGAAGGUUCCGUUAAGCCUCCCAUGCAUAAAGCCAGCAUAAAAACUCAAAUUUUCCCUGCUUUGGGGCUUGGUGAGCCCAGGCCUCAACAAUCACCCAGGUUUCAAAGAAGAAUCCCACAGAUAGAAAAGAAGCAAUCAGCUUACCGGACUCAGAAACCUAAAAAGCAGUUAUUUCCUUGCAUCUGUAAAAAUCCAGGAACAAAAAAGUCAUAUGUUCAUCUCUCUGUUCAACCAGCAGAGCCGAGACUGAAUUACCUAGAUCUUAAGUAUAGUGACAUGUUCAAAGAAAUCAAUUCAACUGCUAAUGGACCUGGAAUCUAUGAGAUGUUUGGGACCCCUGUUUAUUGUCACAUACGGGAAGCUGAACAGCAUGAAAACAAGUAUUACCGAGAGAUAUGCUCAGCCCCAUCGGGCAGAUGUAUCACCAAUAAAUGUCGAUCUUCACACGGUGAGCGGAGCAGCAAUAGCAGAACAAGACGUCCUCAGAAAAGACCACAUGUCAAAAACCCAAAGUCUUCACUUGGCAUUAAGCAAGAGCACAAAGCCUUACUUUCUAAAGAAAAGGGCUGCAAGGCUGUAGGUAGCAACCUACAUGACAUCGAAAAUGGUGAUGAUAUUUCAGAACCAGACUGGCAGAUAAAAUCUUCAGGAAAUGACUUUCUGUCUUCCAAAGAUGAAGUUCACCCCAUGAACUUGGCUCAGAUUCCUGAACAGUCCACUGGACAUAACAAAUUCUUCCCAGUCUCAGACUUAUCCAUUGUUGAAGAAGUUUCUAUGGAAGAGUCUACUGAUGAAGGAGACCUUUCUAACCAACAAAUACUCACCACGAGCCUCAGAGAUCUGCAAGAACUUGAAGAGCUACAUCCCCAGACCCCAUUUGUCCCUUCAGAAAACAGCUGGGCAGUGCCCAGUGAGAGGAGUUCUUAUAAGAACAUACUGCAAGAAAAGCAGAAUACAAUAUCUUUAGGCAAAAUAAAUGACUGUCAAAUUUUACCUAAUGAUCUAGAGUUUGAUACCGUUUCAGAUGAGUCUAAAACACUUAUGAGUUUCUCUUUCCAAGAGAAACGAGAAAGUGCAUCUUCCCAGACAUAUCAACAUUGGGGAGAUUCUUUGGAUCAUGACAGUUUGGAAAAUAAAUCAACCGCAUAUGAAACGUUUGGGAAAACUUUAAAUUAUGCAAAUUUGAUUUCCCAAGAAAUCCUGGAGUCCUUGAAGAAUGAAGAAUUGACAGAUGAACUAUUAGGUUGUCUAGCUGCAGAAUUAUUAGCUCUUGAUGAGAAAGACAACAACUCUUGCCAAAUAAUGGCAAAUGAAACAGAUCCUGAAAACCUAAAUCUUGUUCUUAGUAGGAAAGGAAAUACCACAAAAGAAUUGGGCAGAGAGACAACAAAUGUCAAAAUACAGAGGCAUAGUAAUGGGUUCAGGAUAUAUGACAGGGAGGAGAAAUUUCUCAACUCACAGGAAAAGAAGACAUUUUCUGAAAAUAGUGUAAAGUAUGAAGAACCCAUCCUGUGGACCAAGGGCGAGAUCCUUGGGAAGGGAGCCUACGGCACAGUAUACUGUGGUCUCACUAGCCAAGGGCAGCUAAUAGCUGUAAAACAGGUAGCUUUGGACACCUCUGAUAAAUUAGCUACUGAAAAAGAAUACCAGAAACUACAGGAAGAAGUAGAUUUACUCAAAGCCCUGAAACAUGUCAACAUUGUGGCCUAUUUGGGAACAUGCCUGGAAGAGAAUACUGUGAGCAUUUUCAUGGAAUUUGUUCCUGGCGGCUCCAUCUCUAGUAUUAUAAAUCGUUUUGGGCCAUUGCCUGAGAUGGUGUUCUGUAAAUAUACGGAACAAAUUCUGCAAGGUGUUGCUUAUCUCCAUGAGAACUGUGUGGUGCAUCGAGAUAUCAAAGGAAAUAACGUUAUGCUCAUGCCAACUGGAAUAAUAAAGCUGAUUGAUUUUGGCUGUGCCAAGCGUUUGGCCUGGGCGGGAUUAAAUGGCACCCAUAGUGACAUGCUCAAGUCCAUGCAUGGGACUCCAUAUUGGAUGGCCCCAGAAGUCAUCAACGAGUCUGGCUAUGGGAGGAAGUCGGAUAUCUGGAGCAUUGGCUGCACUGUGUUUGAGAUGGCCACGGGCAAGCCUCCCCUGGCUUCCAUGGGCAGGAUGGCGGCCAUGUUUUACAUCGGAGCGCACCGAGGGCUGAUGCCUCCUUUGCCAGACCGCUUCUCGGAAGACGCAGCAGACUUCGUGCGCGUGUGCCUAACCAGGGACCAGCAUGAGCGACCUUCUGCCCUUCAGCUCCUGCAGCACUCCUUCUUGAAGAGAGGUCACUGAACACACAUCAAGACUUUCUUCCCAGUUCCACUGCAGAUGCUCCCUUAUUGCUUAACUGUGGGGAAUGAUGGCUAAGGGACUUUGGUUUUCCUACUGGAAAUUCAAUCUAACCCAAUUUAACCAGAUCCUGCAGUGCCACUAACCAAAGGUUUUAGUUUACAUAUUAGCUUCCUCAAGCUUCAGGCAUGAUUACCCAUAUGUAUGAGAAA